AUGGAAUUAGAAGCCAUUCAGUUGGAAGAAGCCCAUGUUCAUAAUGUUUAUAAGCAAACAGCACCAUACUUCAACGAACUCCGAAGUAAGGCAUGGCCCAGCGUCCGACAGUUUCUCCUGGACCAAGAACCAGGCAGCCUUAUCGCUGAUAUUGGUUGUGGAAUUGGAAAGUAUCUUAAUGUUAACAGCCAGGCUUAUAAGCUGGGCAGUGAUUAUUGCAGCCCCUUGGUGGAAAUUGCCAAAAGACAUGGUCAUGAAGUCCUGGUUUGUGAUAACCUAAUUCUUCCGUUCAGGGAUCAGUGUUUUAAUGCAAUCAUCUCUGUUGGAGUGAUUCACCAUUUCUCAACAAAAGGCAGGCGUAUACGAGCAAUAAAAGAAAUGACAAGGACUUUGCACCAUGGAGGACAGAUGAUGAUUUACGUGUGGGCAAUGGAACAAAAACACCGCCAUUUUGAAAAACAGGACAUCUUUGUUCCUUGGAACCGAUCCUUGUGUUCUCGACCGUCAUCAGAGUCUGGUCAAGGCCACAACAAACCCAUAACUGCGAACACAGUCAAAGCACAAGAUAAAGAUCAAAUGAAAACAGAUCCAACUGAGGCCAGUGCAAUGUUGUCUCUCAGGCAGGAUCAACACACAAUACUUUCAUACAGAACUAACAACCACACCUUGUUAGAAAAUUGCUGCUCCAGGAUGUCUGAAGAUCAAGAGCAUCCAUUUUACAAGAAUCUAGGUAAGUCACUUUGUUCAUGGUUCUUUUCUAAAUCUCUUGACGAGGCUGCAAUGCAGACACAUAUUGAUCACUUUAAAUCAAUGAGGAAAUCACCAGAGGUCAUCCACAAGUGGAAGAACAACCUACAGCCUGUGGGGAACUUGGGUUUACCUUCUAGGCACUGCAGUUUGGAUGGGGAUUGUCCACCAUUAAUGAAGAGAGACAGUUUUGAAGAUGAAGUAUUCACUGAAAAUCCAAACCAUAAAGAAUCACAAUGGUUAGAGAACAGUUUGAAAGAAAAGCAAGGGAGCCAUCAAAGCAAAUCCUGUAGACAAGAGAUCCUAAAUCCAUAUCAGGCUAACAGACAGAUUUUUCAGAAAAAUGAUGAAGCAACAAGAUCCAAGGAAAGUACAAGUUAUUUUAAGAGGACAUCCACCACAGAGUCACCAGAUUCUGGGAUUGACAGUACCAGAUCUGUGGCUUUGGAUGAUAAGCAGGAGGAAUUUGCAGAUGCUACAGAAUUAAUGAGAUAUUAUCAUGUCUUCAGGGAAGGAGAAUUGGCUCAGCUAAUUGAAGAAAAUGUACAAGAACUUCACAUCCUCAAUUCUUCUUAUGAUCAUGGCAAUUGGUGUAUUAUAGCAGAAAAAGAAUGAUGCACCCAGAUUACAAA
Molecule: messenger RNA, 1379 nt
Organism: Hemiscyllium ocellatum (epaulette shark)
Lineage: Eukaryota; Metazoa; Chordata; Chondrichthyes; Orectolobiformes; Hemiscylliidae
Product: probable tRNA methyltransferase 9B
Exons: 3
Coding region: 1-1362 (453 amino acids)
Biological process (GO): tRNA wobble uridine modification
Cellular component (GO): cytoplasm; nucleus
Molecular function (GO): tRNA binding; S-adenosylmethionine-dependent methyltransferase activity
Source: RefSeq, a predicted model, not a curated record